Ascoidea rubescens DSM 1968 is the source of this 779-nucleotide messenger RNA. RefSeq lists its product as uncharacterized. Lineage: Eukaryota; Fungi; Ascomycota; Saccharomycetes; Ascoideales; Ascoideaceae. The record is from RefSeq and is a predicted model, not a curated record. The transcript has a single exon. Bases 28 to 378 code for a protein of 116 amino acids.
GGGGAUACAUGUAUUGCCGCUGGCGGUAUGGGGGUUAGUUUGCCCUUUGCAGUCAAUGACAAAGAUAACACAUCUGCCCUUUUUUCAGACAGUACAUCAAUAAAGCACGCUGGGAAAGAUAAUCUGUAUACUGACAGCAGCUUGGAUGAUAAAGAGGCAAAUGGUGUCGGUCACAUUAAAUUAAAUUCAUCUAACUUUGCUGCAUUUCAUGAAGGUAAUAAUCUCAUUGCAGAUGCGAUCACCGGUGGUACACCUAUAGCUGAUGAACUUGCUGGAACAAAGAAUUUGUCGUCUGUAUGUGAAUGGCAUCGAAUACGUGUCCAAUUAGUUAACAAAUGUUUGAUAGAUAGUAUUAGUGGCCGGACUCCGCUCAUUUAGGUGGCCGCUGCAGUUAUUGCCACCACUAUUGAUGAAGCAGAUCCAGCACAAACAAUUGGCAAAGUGGUUUGUCAUAGAGACUUGCAAAAAAUUGGUAAAUGAAUGAUCACUCGGUUCUUUGUUUAUUGAUCAGCAGAUGCCUCUAUCGGCUCUUUUUAAGUGUUUGGAAGAGCUCAGCUCCACCAGCUAUCUGUGGAUAGCCAGACGAGCUAUUGAAUGGUUUUUUCACUUUGCAAGUAUUGAAUAUAGUGAAGCAUUGAGUUCAGUAAUAACGGAUAGAUGUGUGAAAGUCCAUUUUCCGGCUGCGGGAUCAAGGUCAUUCAUCCACGCUAAAAUGCAAUUGAUAUCUGCCUCCUUUCAUGGUGAUAUCAACACUGAAUUGAGCAUGAAGCAACUACCAG